AUGGAGGCCGACGCGGAGCCCGAGGAGGAGCCCUGGGAGCUGAAGCUGGAGCGCGCCCUCCUAUCCCGCCUCGCCCCGGCACCCGACGAUGAUGAAGAGGAGGAGGAGGACGCGCAGAUCAUCGCACCGAACGAGGAGGACAGGUCCGCGCAGCUCGACGAGCUCAUGGCUCUCAAAUCCAUCUUCGGCGAUGAUCUUCGGGGACCCGCCGCCGCCGUCGCCGCGUCGAUGUGCGCCGGAGACGACGACGACGAAACCAUCGGCGCGUUUCGCUUCGACCUGACCAUCAGGUUGGACCGUGAGCCCAGGCGCAUCGACGUUCGCAUCGACGGCGCACCCGCCGCGACGGUCGUUUAUCCACCCCCCGUCGCGCUGCACGCCAUCUUCCCGCGGGAUUACCCAUCAGCGUCCCCGCCGCUACUCGCGCUCACCGCGUCGUGGCUCCCGCCGGAAGCCACGGAAGCCGCGUGCGAUACGAUGGCGGCGAUGUGGACACCGGGGGCGCCCGCGGUGUUCGAGAUGGCCGGGUGGCUCGCGGAGUCGUCGGUGGACGAGUGCUUCGCGCCCGGGGGUGUCCUCAACCUCGAGGGGUGCAACCUUUUACAAGGGGGACGCAAAGGGGGCCCACGCGGCGGAACCGAGUGCGCGGCGCGAACGACGACGCUCCGCGGGGUGUGCACCUCGAGGGACGCGCAGGAGGCGCUCUUUCGUCUGUUGCGUCACGACGCGGUGGAAAAAGAGCGACAAUUCGCGGUUCGCACGCACCGAUGCGGGGUGUGUCUCGAGGACGACGUCCUCGGCGCUGAUUUCGUCCGGCUCUGUAAGCCGCGGUGCGACCACAGGUUCUGUGCGCGGUGCGUCACGUCACAGGCGACCUUAAUGGUGCGAGACGGGACGGUGGGUUUACUCGUGUGCCCGGAGCCCGGGUGCGGGGCGCCGCCGGACCCGGAGGUUCUUCGAUCCGUCCUGUCCCCGGAGGAUUACGCUCGAUGGGAGCGACUGACGCUGGAGCGGUCGCUGGACGCGAUGUCGGACCUGGUGUACUGCCCCCGGUGCGAGGCGCCCGUGAUCGAGGACGGUGACGGGGAUCAUUGCGGUAGGUGCGCGUCCUGCAUGUUCGCGUUCUGUUCCCUCUGCCGCGAGUCGUGGCACCCCGGGGAGACGUGCCUCACCCCGGAGCGAAGGUUACGGGUGCUGGAGUCGAGGAGGUUGGGAGACGCGGCUAUGGGCGACGACGCCAGACGGAGGCACAGGGAGCAGGUGGCGGACGCCAUGGCGCAGCGGUACAUCGAUCGCGAGGGUAAGCAGUGCCCGCGGUGCAACACGGGGGUGGUCAAGAGCGAGGGGUGCAACAAGAUGACGUGCGGAGGGUGCGGCUGCUUUUUCUGCUACAAGUGCGGCAAAGAGGUCUUCGGCUACGAGCACUUCAGAGAGGGCGACUGCUCUCUGUUCGACUUGGACGCCAUCGCGGCGUGGGAGCGGGAGAUGAACGCGGCGUUCGUGGUCCAGGAGAACCGGAACAGGGACGCGCACGUGCGGGGUGGGGAGGUUAGGCAGACGCGUUGUCCCAAGUGCCGCCAGCCGAACUGGAAGCUCGAGAGGAACAACCACGUGCUGUGCUGGUCGUGCAACCAGCACUUCUGCUGCGCGUGCAUGCGGGUGGUGCGACGCGGCCAGGAGACCCGCGACCACUACGGGACCGGGCCCGGGAAGUGCAGGCAGCACUCGGCGGACUGA
Molecule: messenger RNA, 1737 nt
Organism: Micromonas commoda
Lineage: Eukaryota; Viridiplantae; Chlorophyta; Mamiellophyceae; Mamiellales; Mamiellaceae
Exons: 1
Coding region: 1-1737 (578 amino acids)
Biological process (GO): ubiquitin-dependent protein catabolic process; positive regulation of proteasomal ubiquitin-dependent protein catabolic process; protein polyubiquitination
Cellular component (GO): cytoplasm; ubiquitin ligase complex
Molecular function (GO): ubiquitin protein ligase activity; zinc ion binding; ubiquitin conjugating enzyme binding
Source: RefSeq, a predicted model, not a curated record